GAGCUUCGACCAGGAACCGGAAGUGCUGGGUCGGGAGCUGCGGGAAGAACUCGCCGCGUCUCGCUUGGCUCUAAGCGGGGCCUGGUUUUUCGGGAGCGAUUCUCUCCGCCGCUGAGGCGACCGGGCCCUGAGGAAGAAGCGGGGGAGAGGCGCCGCGGAAUCGCCUUCGGGGGAAAAAGCCGGCCCAGAAAGCCUUUGGCUCGGUUUGGGGCCUCGAGUUGGGCGACACGAGUCUCCCCCUCCGCUGCGUUUGCCCGGUUAGAUGCGGGUUUGCUCUGAGGAGGCGGACGGGGAAGAGGGAGUUCUUGGAGAGGGAGCCGGUGCUGGUGGUUUAGCAAGGCAUGGGAACGCCAGAUGUGCACUGGACUGUAAAGUGGGUCAGAGCAGAUUUAACAGUUUUUGACCAUAUUUUGCACCUGCUGAAGCUGCAGGUUGGCUACAUUUCCCAUUCAGUCAUGUCUUACGUGUUUGUAAAUGAUUCUUCCCAAACAAAUGUGCCUCUGCUACAAGCUUGCAUUGACGGAGAUUUUAACUAUUCAAAAAGGCUAUUGGAGAGUGGCUUCGACCCAAAUAUCCGGGACAACCGUGGCCGAACAGGUCUUCACUUAGCAGCAGCUCGAGGAAACGUUGAUAUUGCUCAGUUGUUGCACAAAUUUGGGGGUGAUCUUUUGGCCACAGAUUACCAAGGUAACACAGCUCUUCACCUCUGUGGACAUGUUGAUACCAUUCAAUUCCUCGUCUCCAAUGGACUCAAGAUAGAUAUUUGCAAUCAUCAAGGUGCAACACCUCUUGUCCUGGCAAAACGAAGAGGAGUAAAUAAAGAUGUGAUUCGAUUGCUUGAAUCUUUGGAAGAGCAAGAAGUGAAAGGAUUCAACAGAGGAGCACACUCAAAGCUGGAAACAAUGCAGACAGCUGAAAGUGAAAGUUGGAGAUGUUUAGACUCUUCAUUGGAAAGAGUUCUAAAGAAGUUGGACUGUCACAUGGCCAAUGAACUUCAGGAGUCAGCUCAAAUUGCAUAUUUGGAUGCAAUGGAAAGCCACUCUCUCCUCAACCCCAACCUGCAGCAAGGGGAAGGUGUUCUGUCCAGCUUCCGAACAACCUGGCAAGAAUUUGUAGAGGACCUGGGAUUUUGGCGAGUGCUGCUUUUGCUUGUUGUCAUUGCUUUGCUGUCACUUGGAAUUGCAUACUAUGUUAGCGGAGUGCUCCCCUUUGUGGAAAACCAGCCUGAGUUGCUGCAUUAAAGGCAAUAUAAAUUAAUAGUGUCUUACUACUAUUUAUAAAGUCUCACUUUGUCCUCUGUUGGGCAUAUGUUGGUAGCUGCAUGUAAGGUUUAGACACACACUUCCAAGACAUUGUAAAGAACCCCUUCCAAAAAUAAGGAUGCAUUAGACUUAGUUACAUUCCUGAGUUAACGUAUGCAUCAACUGCAUCUAACAUUUCUUGAAUUAUCAUUAGUUGUAUUCUAUGCUGAUAAAAUAUGACAAUAUAAAGAAGUGAUCGAAAGCUUUUCCUUUUACGCAGACGUUUAUGAUCAGGAAACCAAUUUGUUAGAAUGUCUCUAAAAAUUAUUAUGGAAUCAGGUUUUACACUGGUCUUAAAGGUAGUCAUUUUCUACAAUUAAAAGGAAUUUGCUGCAGAAAAAUAAACUAUUUUAUAUUUCUUUGGUAAAGAAAGCAUAUAUCAUAUUUUUCAAGAAGCAACACUUAAGGAUUUUUGCACUUCCAUAAUUUUCACAUGAAAUAUUAACAGUUUUUCAUUUCUUUGGAACAAGACCAAUAUUUAGUUAAUCCAAAUGAAUUGGGAAAUAUCAAUACUUACUGUUUUAAUAAGAACUAAAUAAAACAUUUUUUUUUACUUUUAGGAGUUUUUCUUUUGUUUGGGGAGAAUUUUUUUCUUUACAAGUAAGCAAAAAUUAAUUAUCUUAAUGGCUUAAAAAUUUGAAUAGAGGUAUUGUGUAAAACUUGUGGCAUGAUCGUGGAAAGGUUUAUUUUGCCCUGUUUAUAAAAAUGAGCUUUAAACUAAUUUUCCAAAUAAUUUAAUUGCAAUGAACUCAAUGUCCUAAUCUCUUAACAUAUGUAUUGUUGUAUAUGUAAAAUGAGACCUGACUUGAAACUCUACUUUGAAGUAAAUUAAUAAUAUAGCUAAAUAUAGGAUCUGGUGAAUAACCUCACUAAGAUUAUCUACCUAAGAUUGAUGGUUCAGGCACUUAGUGAUGCAGGAAGUAAUGUCUGGUUUUUUGCUGAACCGAAAAUUCUGAAAAUGGAUCCAGAUGUGCUGGAGCAUAUCCUGUCUCAUAGAGUUCUAUUUAUAUCCAGGCAAGAGAGAAAAUGAUUGUUGAUCUCUCUUCUUAUAUAUCCAAAUAAGUAAUUAAUAAACCAUCUAGAAAUUGAAGCAAGUGAUUAAUUUGUUUAUCUCAUACUAAAUUCUUCAUGUUCAUUCUGAUGAAAUAUAAUUUUGUGGUAAGGUGUAUUCGUCUAUGUAUGUUUUGUAAUAUAUUUUAUAGUUUAUUUAACAUUGGAGGAAACAUUGGAAAUAGACUAUUUGUACCCCAGUUUUAGAAUCUUCUUUAAUGUUAACAAAACAUCCUGAACAUAAUCCAGCCAAAGUUCUAACUUUUUAAGGACAUGUGGAUUUUCAAUUUAGUAUUUCUUUUCUUAAAGUUCGUAGGAUCUUGUUUAAAACAAUUCAAAGACUACAAACAUGAACAAAUUAAUUACUCAAAAGUGAAUGCAGCAGAAAUAAGAUAUAAACUAUUAGAAGAAUUAUAGGGUUGGGGUGUCUUUUUGUAAAAAAUAAAGUUCCAUGUUAUGUUAUUUCUUUUCUAUUUUACACUGCAUAACUAUUAAUUUAAUUAUUAAUUGUAUUCCAAGCAUGCCAAGGUAUUCCAAAUAAACUUGUAUAAACUACA
Pantherophis guttatus is the source of this 2908-nucleotide messenger RNA. It is a transcript of the gene ANKRD46, whose product is annotated as ankyrin repeat domain 46. Lineage: Eukaryota; Metazoa; Chordata; Lepidosauria; Squamata; Colubridae. The record is from RefSeq and is a predicted model, not a curated record. Gene Ontology annotation, molecular function: protein binding.